This is a messenger RNA of Rhizopus microsporus ATCC 52813, 462 nucleotides long. RefSeq lists its product as uncharacterized. Gene Ontology annotation, molecular function: nucleic acid binding. The transcript has a single exon. Bases 191 to 427 code for a protein of 78 amino acids. NCBI's taxonomy places the organism in Eukaryota, Fungi, Mucoromycota, Mucoromycetes, Mucorales, Rhizopodaceae. The record is from RefSeq and is a predicted model, not a curated record.
CAGUAUCUUUCUCUGGGGUUGUAUAACAGCUGAAGGGCCCGGCAACUUAGUCAAAAUUGAUGGUGGCCUUGAUGCAGUUCUUUACUGCCAAAUUCUGGAGGAGGAUUUGCUAGGCACACUGGAGUAUUAUCAGAUCAGUAAGAAUCAUAUCUACCUAUUACACGGCAAUGAUCCAAAGCAUCGGUCCAAAAUGGCACAGGAAUGGCUUAAGCGCAAUGAAGUUAAGAUUAUAGACUGGCCAGCAUACUCUCCUGGCCUAAAUCUAAUCGAAAACAUGUGGUAUUUCGUCAAAUGUGAACUUGCUAAGUAUGAUGAGCCGCCUAAGGGUACGUUGGAACUUUGGGAGCGUGUAGAGCAUAUAUGGAACAACAAAAUUGACAAGGAUAUAUGCCUAAGUUAUAUUAACUCCAUGCCAGAACGCAUAUAAGCUGUAAUAAAAGCAAAAGGAGGCGAAACAAAAUA